AUGGAAACAAAUAAUGAAAAAUAUAGCUACACCUCUCUUUCAAGAGUAGAAAAUUUUCCCAUUUUCGAAAAGAUUUACUCCGUUUGCAAAGAAAAUUAAAACAAAUUUAGCAUUGAAUUGGUAAAAAAAUAAAAAAAGGAUUUGGUUUAAUAUAAAUCGCAUCUCAUAAAACGCGCUUAAUUUGAUGAUGGAUGGUUUUGCUUUUACACAGACAAUCUUGGAGAUCAUUCACAUUUUGAGUGCAAAGAAAUUGUUCUCACUGUGCAUGGCUUCCCAGGAAACUGGAGAGAUUGGCAGCCCAUAGAGACGUAUAUUGGGAAUAACUUUUGUAGAUGGAUCAAUUUAUUUGUUCCUGGAUUUGAUGGAGAAACUGAAACAAACAGAGGAAGCUACAAAGGAUACAUAACUUAAUUAGCAGAUUUGGUUGUAAGAUUGAUCAAAGAGCAUUUAAAGAUAAGUUAAAAAAUGAUUCUAUUUGGAUAUUCAGGCGGAAAUAUCGUAGUAAGAUUGCUAUAGUAGAAAUACCCUGAAAUUUGUAAAGCCCAUAUUAAUUUAGUUGGACCAACAAUCAUUUGGAAUCCUGCUCAUUUAUAUAUGUAUCAUGUCUUUAACACCUUUGAUAGGGAAUUUAAAUUAAGAGAGCAUCCAGAAUAGCUUGAAGAUCCUAAAGUGAGAGAAAAAUUGUAUGAAAAAUUCAAAUUAUUUUAAAUGGGAGAUUAUUUCGUCUAUGAGAAAGUCCCAAUAUGGUGCGACACACAUGAAACUCUCAUGAUUUGGUUUAAAAAAUUCCUUAGUUUUCCUGAAGGUUGGUCUAAAUUCUAUGAAAUAGGUCACAAUUAAUAAGACAUAUUGAGAUUCUAUGCCACUGGAGAUAUAGAUCCCCUUGUAGACUCUUAACUAUUAUUCUAUGAAUUCUACCAUAACACGUAUCUUAGAUAAGUAUUCAAAAUAACAGAUGAACAAACCAAAUAAAAAAUACUCUCUAACAAGUAUCUCAGUCAGCUUAAAAACUUUAAUUUUGAAAACGUCCAAGAAAAUUUCUUAUUCAUGUUCCCAAGAACUGGCCACACAAUUCAUAUUAAAAGAGCCUAUGAAUUAGCCUUCCCUUUAAAAUGCUUUAUUUCUCUAAUAAAUAUACUCCCUGACAAUUACUACGAAAUUAACAAACAGCAAACCCCAAAUAAUCCUUACAUAGGAAAUAUCUUUAUACCAAAAUUAUGA
Messenger RNA from Tetrahymena thermophila SB210, 1221 nucleotides. RefSeq names its product alpha/beta hydrolase family protein. Lineage: Eukaryota; Ciliophora; Oligohymenophorea; Hymenostomatida; Tetrahymenidae. The record is from RefSeq and is a predicted model, not a curated record. The transcript is spliced from 3 exons.